AUGACUCAGUCCAGGACCAAUGACAACACACACUUUUGUUAUGAAUCCUCAAACAAGUCUUGUACAAAGCAUGAUUAUUCAACCACAAUAAGGGCUCCUCUGUAUCUUUUAUUAGGGUGCAUCAUAAUUCUCACUGUAUUUGGCAAUCUGUUUGUCACCAUUACCAUAGCUCAUUUUAAACAGCUCCACACUCCUACCAACUACCUUGUCCUCUCUCUGGCUGUGACUGACUUCCUUCUUGGAGCAGUCAUCAUGCCCCCUAGCAUGGUUCGCUCUCUGGAGACUUGCUGGUAUCUUGGAAAUAUUUUCUGUAAAAUACACACCAGCACUGAUACUAUGCUUAGCACUAUAUCCAUUCUAAACCUUUCAUUAAUUUCUGUCGAUCGAUAUUAUGCCGUCUGUCACCCUCUGCACUAUCACACUAAGAUAACAAACUGUGUCACAACAACAGUGAUCCUAAUAUGUUGGAGUCUUUCUGCUUUCAUUGGGUUUGGAAUGAUAUUUUCUGGGUUUAAUAGCUGGGGCACUGAUACUCACAAUGAAACUUUUAACUGUGAGGGUAGUUGCAUUGUGCUGCAAAACAGGAUGUCAAGUGUUUUUUCUUCUGUUAUUGCUUUUAUCAUCCCUGCCCUUUUUAUUAUUGUGCUCUAUCUGAAAAUUCUCCUUGUUGCAAGGAGACAAGCCUCUUCCAUUCAAAGCAGAGUUGGUGCAAAUGUGAAUUUGCAAAAGAGCAAAGGCAAUUUCAACAAGACAGAACCAAAAGCCACAAGGACACUGGGAAUUGUUGUUGGUGUUUACUUGUCUUGCUGGGCCCCUUUGUUCAUGUGUACCUUGAUUGAUCCAGUUAGUCCCUCACUUCUCCUUCCUGAGAUUCUUAUGUGGCUCGCCUAUUUGAACUCUGGAAUAAACCCAAUUAUUUAUGCUUUCUCUUUCAGUUGGUUUAGGAAACCAUUCAAAAGAGUUUUUCUCAGAAUAUUUAAAUGUUAUUAA
Scleropages formosus (Asian bonytongue) is the source of this 990-nucleotide messenger RNA. RefSeq names its product trace amine-associated receptor 1-like. Gene Ontology annotation, biological process: G protein-coupled receptor signaling pathway. The record is from RefSeq and is a predicted model, not a curated record. The transcript has a single exon. NCBI's taxonomy places the organism in Eukaryota, Metazoa, Chordata, Actinopteri, Osteoglossiformes, Osteoglossidae. Gene Ontology annotation, cellular component: membrane. The coding region runs from base 1 to 990 and encodes 329 amino acids. Gene Ontology annotation, molecular function: trace-amine receptor activity.